AUGAAGCUCGUGCGGGCACCCAGGUGCAUUAAUUGCUUCGUGGAGUUCACAGACCUCGCCUCAGCCAUGGCAGUGCACCACUCCUUGCAGGGCGCCAUCCUGCAGAGCUCGGACAGGGGCGGCAUCCGCAUCCAGUACUCAAAGAACCCAUUUGGAAAGAAACGGGACGCCUCGGGCAACCUGGUGGACCUCCGGAACCACGUGGCCAGCCAGCUGGCGGAGCUAGACGCCGCCACCAACUCUGCGGGCGUCACUGUGACGGACUUCAUCAACAACUGCGCCACGAACAACAACGGCGCCAGUGCUGCCACUGCUGCUGCAGACCCCGGCAGCCACAGCACCAACGGCGCCGAUGCCCAAAACGAAGCUGCCACCACGUGA
Molecule: messenger RNA, 381 nt
Organism: Ostreobium quekettii
Lineage: Eukaryota; Viridiplantae; Chlorophyta; Ulvophyceae; Bryopsidales; Ostreobiaceae
Source: the annotation of a GenBank genome assembly